AUGGAGACGAUGCAGCUGUCACCCAAGAAUAAGGUAGAGUUCCAGUAUGUAAAAAAUAGCACUCUUCCAGAGAUUCACAUGGACAGAUCAAAGUUCAGGACGCUGGGCAGAACACCCAAAUCGUCUGCUGCGUUCACCCACAAACGAACAGAGAAUGAUUUCCACGUGAUGAGGAGCAUCAUCGAGAUGAGCGAAAUACGAAAAGCCAACGCCAAGAAGGCUCAGCAGAUUGACGAGUUCAAGGCUCAGGACAUCGUGUCGAAAUACCGAGACCGCGGCUCGUGUGUGGACACGUCAGACACAGUGGCAGUACAUCCACGCCCGUCCCGCCACCGCUCCAAGUCACUGCUGAAGAACAGACGACCAGAACGCUUCACACUCUCUCACGUGAAGAAGAUGUCCAUCGCAGACUUCAAGCUGUCCCAGCAGAUGUACAUGUUCACUCCAACUUGUUCGCGAAAAGACAACCCGGAUGAUCUGUUGAACAACCGGAACUCCAUGCACUGCGACCUCUUUGGUCCUGGACUGUGUCCUGACUGCCAGAGACUUGAAGCCAGAGACGACUUUACCAGGACUCAGAACGAGUUGUUUCCCUUCCUGGAUGCACACCCGAGAUCGCUGGUGGCGGAAUCGAAAAUUCGAAGUCUGUUCAAUCCAAGGAUCGUGAAGAGCUCGAUGCAGAUUACUGGCAGAAAGGAUGUCGGUUGGAACAUUCUCAGAAACGUCUGCACGGAAUAUGAAAUCUGUAACAGAGUGAAAAAUCACAGUCGUGUUAUGUGCCGCUAAAUUAAUAUCUAACGUACAUCAUCAAAUAGUUAAUGAAAAUAUUGUUAUAUAUAUCCCAUGCUAAUACGUUUAACGACACCCUCUGGAAACUGGAAUUUUUGUUUAAUGACAUCCUCAAAGCAAAUUGUUAUAUUAGUGGGCGAUAUUGUUAGACUUGUAUUAAAUAUGAUAUAUGUUUGUAUCUUUAUUAUGGCAUUUGUAUCAAUGCCUGUAACUAAAAAUGGCAUUUGCGAGGCCAUCAAUGCCUAUUAAAUGUAUCAUAAAUUUGUUACUCGCUAGAGUUGUAUUAGCACUUGUAACGCUC
Molecule: messenger RNA, 1090 nt
Organism: Gigantopelta aegis
Lineage: Eukaryota; Metazoa; Mollusca; Gastropoda; Neomphalida; Peltospiridae
Exons: 2
Coding region: 1-786 (261 amino acids)
Source: RefSeq, a predicted model, not a curated record